GCUACAGUGACCUGACCUGACCUGACGGUCGCACCGACCAGCCGCACACCUGUGAACCGCGCACUUGUCGCUGACCAGGACCUGGACUCCUGACGCGCGCAUUCAACCAAAGACAUAUUGGGUAUAAGGAACCACCAAGCACCAGCGCGCAGGCAGCUGGGUUUCGCUGCUGCAUCUUCGAGCUCUCACUAGACCCAGCGCCGGAGCCAGCCGCACGGCCUACAGAAGGGAAUGGGUUGUGGAGCUAGUCAGCCACAGGACAAGGCGGCACCUACGCCUGCUCCGGCGAAGGUCACAGCUGGCGAUGAUGCUGCAGCCAAGGCGCGCGCGGCGGCACCUGUUCCCGCGGCGCCCCCGGCGGCACCUGUUUCCGCGGCGCCCGCGGCGGCACCUGCCCCCAUUUCGCCCGCUCCAGCUGCUGCUCCUCCUGCUGCAGGCGCGCGGGACACUGCCUCGCGUCCAGCCCAGUCAGACGACGAGAAAUCUCUCAUGUCUCUGAGCAAGCAGGGCGAUACGGCGGGAGUGCAGAAGCUGCUGGACGCCUCGAUCAAUCCCAACGUCACUGACGAGUCCCAAGACGGCAAUACGGCUCUGCACCUGGCGGCGGGUCUGGGCCACACCGCUGUGUGUGAGGCGUUGCUGACGGCGGGCGCGGACGCGGGAGCUAAGAGCAAGCUGGCCCGCACGCCGCUGCACAUGGCCUCGCUCCGGCCCGACGUGAAGCUGGUGGAGCUGCUGCUGCGCGCCGGCGCCGACCCCAAGGCACGCGGGCAGCACGGCGAGAGCGCGCUGCACGAGGCAGCGGCCAAGGGGCACGCGGAGGUGGCCGAGGCCCUGCUGAAGGCGGGCGCGGAGGCCAACGCCGCGGACGACAAGGGGCUGACUGCGCUGCACCGCGCCUGCCUCAAGGGGCACGUGCGGGUGGUGGAGGCGCUGCUGGUGGCGGGAGCAGACCUGGAGGCCAGGACCGAGGAGGGCGAGACGCCGCUGCUCAAGGCCAGCAGUGAGGGCCACGCCGCCUGCGUGGCGGCACUGCUGCAGGCGGGAGCCAAGCACACAGCCACCGACCAGAGUGGCGAAACGCCUCUGCACUGGGCCGCCACGUUUGGGCGCGUGGAGGUGGCGCAGGCGCUGCUGAGCGCGGGGGCGGCCACGGGGGCGCAGGACAAGGAGGGCGACACGCCGCUGCACAAGGCCGCGGCUGAGGACCACCCGGAAAUUGUGACGCUGCUGCUGAGCAGUGGCGCCGCCGUGGGCGUCACCAACGUGGCCGGCAAGACAGCACUGGAGGUGGCGCAGGAGGCGGGCGUGGAGGGCGUCGUGGCGGCGCUGCGGCAGGCGGCGUAGAGCGCGCAUGCGAGCCACGUGUGGGCAGAGACGUGUGUGUGGGUGGGUGGGUGGUGGGGGGGCGCGGGAGGGUCCGGGGAGUAGCCGUGUUGGGUGGGAUGGGGUGGUGCAGGCUGGAUAGGCAUUCUGGAACGCGGCAGGGAAGCAAGGAACGUAUGGGGACCAGAUGCGGAGCUAGAGGGGAUUGGCGUGUGGGGUUUACGUGGAUAUCGCACCGGCCAUAGUAGGGGCUGUUGGCUGCGGCGGCUGCACUGCCUGCGGGAGUGGUAUUACGAAAGACCCAAGUAUGCGUGCGUUUCUAUGCACUGGACGGGCGUGUGUGUGUGUGAGGGGGGGGGGGCUGUGGGAGCAAAGCGCGGUCCAAGUGUUUUGUGACGCGCACUGGUGUGCGGCACAAACACGUGCGACGUGUUAGGAGGCGGGGGUUAACUUUGAACCAUUCCCGUAACGAAACUGUCGCGCUGCAAGGAGGAACUGCAGCCGCAUAUGCGAGCUUUUGUACAUCACCUUGUAGGAGGCGCGGGUGCACAGCCAGUGCGUUCAAUUGGAGAUGGAGGUUGGCAACGUGUUUCGCGUGGCGUGCUCCGACCAGGAUGUGGCGAGGGGAAUGGGGAGGGCCGGAGGGGAAGAGGCCGCAUCGUGGCGAGGAAAAUGGGGAGGGAAGAGGCCACAUCGUGUGCUCCCUACGAUGUUUUGGAGGUUCUCACUCGGCGAAGAGCUGUGUAGGUUGAUAAUUACCUUUUUAUGAAGGGCAUAAGCACGGCCAGAGCAACCACACAGCCGUUGUCCAGUGCUCGUAUCUUAAGAAGGCAGGCGCGGCGCCAGUGACAGAUUUCCGAAAACAGGCAUCUUUAGUUUUCAGA
Molecule: messenger RNA, 2210 nt
Organism: Chlamydomonas reinhardtii
Lineage: Eukaryota; Viridiplantae; Chlorophyta; Chlorophyceae; Chlamydomonadales; Chlamydomonadaceae
Exons: 10
Coding region: 232-1347 (371 amino acids)
Molecular function (GO): protein binding
Source: RefSeq, a predicted model, not a curated record